Molecule: messenger RNA, 1068 nt
Organism: Eimeria tenella
Lineage: Eukaryota; Apicomplexa; Conoidasida; Eucoccidiorida; Eimeriidae
Exons: 3
Coding region: 1-1068 (355 amino acids)
Source: RefSeq, a predicted model, not a curated record
AUGAAGUCGGGGGGCCCCCCUGGGGGGCCCCAGGGGGCGACGCUCACCCCAGAAAGUGCUGCUGCGGACAGCAGCAGCGACCGACGCGUAGCAGCAGCAGCAGCAGCUGCUGCUGCUGCUGCUGCAGCAGAAGAAAAGGGCUUCGGCAGACUCCAGCUGCAGCAGGAGACUUACACCAGGGCCAAAGCUCCCUGCAGAAGCCCCAAGAGAAGAAAACUCGCCCCCCCAGAGAAGAAACAGCUCCAGUGCGCCCCUAGAUCUCCUUGGGGGCCCCUUGGGGGGCCCCCCAGUUCUGGGGAGGGGCCCCUCUCAGUUAAAAGCUGCCCGCUCUCCUCGGGCAACUGUGAGCAGCAGCAGCAGCAGCAGCAACAGCAGCAGCAGCAGCAGCAGCAGCAACAGCAGCAGCAGCAGCAGCAACAGCAGCAGCAGCAGCAGCAACAGCAGCAGCAGCAACAGCAGCAGCAGCAGCAGCAGCAGCAGCAGGGGCCCGAAGAAGGGCUGCCUUGGGGGCCCCUUUCGCCUGCGUGCGGCUCUACGGCGGCUGCUGCUGCUGCUGCUAAGGCCACAUUGGCGGGGCCGCCAGUCGCCCCAGAGCAGCAGCAGCAGCAGCAGCAGCAGCAGCAGGAGCUGUCUGUGGAGAGCCUGCUGCUGCCGUACUACCGGCGGUGCCUGCAGCUGCUGCUGUCGAGUCUGCUGGGCUGCGUGUCUUCGCUGGCGUACAGCGAAGCAGCAGUUGCUGAGAGAGAAGAAGCAAUUUGCUGCUGCCUUGCUGCUGCUGCUUCUCCAGCUGUUUCGCUCCCCGCGCUGCAGAUCCUCAUUUCUUGCUUCACCCAAUGUGUGAAGACUUUGGCAGCUCCUGCGGAGUUGGAGGCGCAGCAGCAGCAGCAGCUCGUGGAGGACGUGCUGCAGCUCGCCCGCGGCCUGCAGCAGGCUGCUGCUGCUGCAGCAGGCAGCAGCAGCAGCAGCAGGCAGCAGCAGCAGCCCAAAGCAGCACCUAAGGAGACAGACACGCAAAGCGAGAGGGAAGAGGACUUGUGCCCUUGCUCGUGUCUCUCUAGUGGCAACUGA